Messenger RNA from Prorocentrum cordatum, 435 nucleotides. The record is from the annotation of a GenBank genome assembly. NCBI's taxonomy places the organism in Eukaryota, Dinophyceae, Prorocentrales, Prorocentraceae.
AUGGUGGUGGUAGGGCGAUUCCACUGGGUUCGGAGGCGCAUCCUGCAAGGCGCCUGCAUCCACAUCACGUUCGGUUCGGCCUCUUUGCAGGGAAGGUCCACGGUCAAGGCUACGGUGCUGAUGGCGGAGGUGAUGGUCCUGUUGACCCGCGGGCCGAUGUUCUUGGUGAUGGCCCAGGCGGGCGCGGCUUCGCACGGUGGAUGGCCCUUGAGCCUGUACGUCAACAGGUUCUGCGUGGUCGUGAUGGGCGAGUGCAUAGGCCAAGUGGAGCGUAUCAGCGGGGUGACGGAGACAGAGGCCCAGGACUCGCUGGAGGCCGCGAUCGGCAAGGAGGACGCCUCCGAGAAGGCUUUCUGGGACCUGUGCUUCGAGUUUGGGCUGGAGCUGGACGACGUCACGUCGGACUACGAGAUCGCCUGCAGGGAGAGGGGCAAG